AUGGGAGAUAGACGGUGGCUAACAACGCGAUUUACAGAUGUCAAAGGCGGCAAAGGCCCAGCGUCAGCACUGUUCAUCAAUGAUGCUAUCGAAAAGCCGAUCGCCAAGCCUGAAGAGGUGGUCGUCAAGGUGAAGGCAUUCGGCCUAAAUCGAGCAGACACUUUGCAGCGACAAGGCAUGUACCCCGUACCGCCUGGAGUGACAAAGAUCAUGGGACUCGAAUUCGCAGGUACUGUGGAUGAAGUCGGCAAUGAGCCUUCUGAUUCUGGCGGCGAGCACUACAGGAAAGGCGAUGAAGUCUUUGGCCUCACUUAUGGAGGAGGAUAUGCUGAGUACGUUGCCGUGCGCAAGAAUAUGCUUCUAAGAAAGCCAAAGGAGCUGAGCUGGGAGGAGUGUGCCGCAGUGCCAGAAGUGUGGAUGACGGCGUUGCAAGCAAUUCAUUUGGUAGGUGAAUGGUCACCGGAAAAGGGCAAGAGCAUUCUCUGGCACGCUGGAGCGUCUUCCGUCAGCAUUGCUGGCAUACAGCUUUCUCGCAACCUCUCGCCGGCCCCCAAAGUGUUUGCGACCACUCGUCAAGACACCAAAUGUGACUUUGUGGUCAACAAAGUGGGCGCAACUGCAGCAGUCAAUUCCACCAAGUCAUAUCCAAAAGCAGAUGGGUCGCCAGGAGGCACUUGGGCAGAUGAGGUCAAGAGAGCCAAUGAGGGCCAAGGGGUCGAUCUGGUCAUUGAUUACGUGGGUGCUCCAUACUUCGCAGAUAAUCUCGCUGUCUUGGCUAGGGAUGGGCGGGUCGUACAGCUUGGCGUGAUGGGCGGCACGGUGUUGCCAGAGAAGACGGACAUCUCAGCGUUCCUCAUGAAGAGGGCGAGCUUCGUCGGCUCAACAUUGAGAAGUAGAGACCCGGACUAUCAAGGGAAGUUGAGAGAUCUCUUUGCUGAGCAGGUGUUGCCGAAAUUGAUCUCCGGAGAGUACGCGCCGUGGAUUGAGAAGGCAAUGAGUUGGAAGGAGAUCGAGCAGGCACACAGAUUGCUCGAGGAGAACAAAACUACUGGCAAGGUGGUGUGUGUUGUAGACUAG
Molecule: messenger RNA, 1077 nt
Organism: Pseudocercospora fijiensis CIRAD86
Lineage: Eukaryota; Fungi; Ascomycota; Dothideomycetes; Mycosphaerellales; Mycosphaerellaceae
Exons: 4
Coding region: 1-1077 (358 amino acids)
Molecular function (GO): oxidoreductase activity
Source: RefSeq, a predicted model, not a curated record